AUGACUGGAUCGGACAGAUCGAGACGUCGUGGUCGAGUUCGACGGAGUAGCAGUAGCAGCAGUUGCGAUUCGUGCGGAGGUGGUGGACGCCGCGUGGCCGCUACUCGCGCCCGUGUUGCGCCACCUAUAUCGGGGACAAGGAAGGAGAAGGAUAAUGAGGAAUUCCUGUUCCACUCUUUCUGGAUCUUCGCGUUUGCCUCAUCGCUUGUUCUCGCCCCUGCGUCGAUAACUAGGAAGUCCCUAAUCAACACAUUUGAUAGUUACGAUAUCCACUUCAUGAUGUACGACGGACUGAUUGAUUCAGAUGAUUUGAACUGUUUCAAGAUGCGACCACUGGGUGUUAGGUGGAGAGACGAAGCUGCCUUGGCACGCAUCGCUUACAACUACACUGAACAUGCAGAUUAUGGCGGCAGGGUAACAAUGAUGCCAAUUGUGACAGAGCGACCGCGUGCUCAUCUGGUCCGUGUUCCCGGACAACUCGUCCCUACGACUUCCACUGCCCCACCAGCACCUUCACAUGAUGAUCCAUCACUGGAGGAUCUUGAACUAAUAGACGUUCUCUGGCGCAGCGAUAUUGCAGCCGAGAAAGGUGCCAGACAGUUGGAACCAGCUGAACAGUACGAACGUGACUUGCAGCUUCUAACUGAGAAAAGUGUGCAUGCGCCAUUGUCUGCUGAAGAAUCGUCGCGCUUUGAGGAUCUAUCGAAAGUUUAUUUCGAAGAUUUCUACGCCGCUCCGUACGUUUUGCGUCCUGGAGCCAAAGGUACACCUCAACCAAAUACAAGAUCUGAACAGACGUUUGAAUUCGAAGAAGAUCAGUCGAAUAAACGCGAACUACGCACACCAACUGACGAAGACCUAGCCGACCUUCUUGCUGACGUCUCUAAGGAAGGUGGUCAGCUUGAUCGUUUGACUUGCGCCGGAGUGUGUCCACCAUCUGAGUUGGAACCCUUACCACUGGUGAAUAACGUUAGCCUUUCCGAAGGAAUUGUAUUCACCUCCCAGAACGUGUCUGAGAUGUCUAUGAUGCAAGAACAACGUCAAGCAGCGCUGGCAUCCAUUAUGGCACCUCCAGCUCCUGCAACGCUGUAUAAUGACACCACGAUUCCGAAUUUAUGGGUCCAACAAGCAGAAAUGUCGCCCAGUGAUAUUUAUCCGAACAACGGCUAUAUGUCGUUUCACAACGAUACAGGCGUGCAAGUGAUUUCAACAGGGAGCCAGUACGAUCAUCAGUAUCUCAGUAAUGUUCCUGCUGAUCAAUGUGAUGAGAACAAUGUGAGUCGAACGGUUCCUUUCUAUGAUCCGUAUUAUUCGGCCAGGACCACUUCUUUCAGCAAUGAGUCUUCGUCUGUCUGUUCCUCUUCAUCCACUGCUGCAUCACCACAUUAUCACAGUGAGACCGAAAAUUAUAGUCCUCAUGCCAGCAGAUAUUUUGGAAAACUGGCACCUCGAGAAAUUGAAGAUCCUUCGGUAUAUCCACGAACAGUUUGUGGUUCGAAUGGUGAUAAUGGUGUAGGCGCAGCUUCUAAUGCUCCUAUUAUACCACGGCGACGUGGACGUCAGUCAAAAGAUGAGCAGCUAGCAGCUGCGAACCGACUGCCACUGUCGGCUCGGGAAAUCUCCGAAAUGACUCUUGGAGAGUUGCAUAAGGUGCUCAAGAACGAGGAUCUAACCGAGUAUCAGAAGCAACUCAUCCGUAAAAUUCGUAGGAGAGGAAAGAACAAGGUGGCAGCUCGCACUUGCCGUGAACGACGCGGUGAACGUCAGCGAAAUCUGCGCGAACCCGAGCUUUCAUGGAAUGUUCCGACGCAGGCGCCUGAACCAGCCUACCAGAUCCAUCUCACGCGGAAGCCAGUGGCCGAUGUAACAAAACAUGCGUCGAUCGGCUAUGACCGGUCUGAGCCGAGACCGUAUAAAAGCUCGAGCGUGGGACUUACCCAACAUCGAAUGGAAACAAUGCAUUCAGCUAUUGCAUUCGCAUUAGCACUUCUAAGCGCACUAUCUGAACAGUCCCUACUCACCCGUGUGCAACGACAGUGUCCAUGUGCUGAUCUGGUUAUGAAUCCAUGCUUUUGCCAAGCUGGUAUCACGCCUCGCUGCACCUGUAUAACAACUGCUCCAUCGUCAUCGUGCGCUUGUAGCGCACGAGCACAAAAUUCGUUGUGUCUCGCUUCUUGUCAAGAUAUUUGCAUCCAUACAUGCUCACUCAAAAACAAAUAUCCAACAUGCCCAUCAUCUUGUCGCCAUGUAUGCACUCAAGCUUGCAUUCCUCAGCACGUAUCAGCAGCACUACUGACCCCAUAUUGCCCUCAGCUCUGCAAACAGUCCUGUCAGCGAACAUGCGCUGAUCAGUUCACCUCCGCUGCUUGUGUUCCGCUUUGCGAACAGUCGUGUCGGCAAAGGUGCGCGGCUGCGAUGCCUGGCAUCACAGAGAAACAAACGAUGAUUCAGUCGGAAUCAGCUGCUCCGGUUCAAGGUCUUAGUCCAUCUGAGUGCACAUCUUCAUGUAUCCCACCCUGUACGCAGUGCAUUCAAGACCAACUAAUUUACCAGAUUCCUGGCGCUGCCCAUCAAUGCCCAAAUGCUUGUAUGCCAAUCUGCGAAUGGCAAUGUAUUCUAGAGCAUGAAGCACAAGUAAUUCAAGAAGGAGAGGCGCUCCGUUUACUUCCACAGCCAGAGCAACUCAACUGCAUCGCUCCAUGUAUGCCAUCGUGCACACCACAGUGUAUUGAAGAACAAGAGCUACUCACGAAUCAAGUAUCCCUUCCGAUUUAUUUACAGCCAGGUAUAGGUCCGCGAUGUGUGACCCCCUGCCGACCAACUUGCACUCCUCAAUGUGUGCGAGAGCAACAACUACUUGAUGACAAACAAAUAUUGGAGAAUCUACCAACUACUUCACCUCAAACACAACCUCAAUGUAUCCCGCAGUGUAUGCCUGCCUGCGCAUCUGAGUGUAUUCUGGAACAAACGCAACUUCCAGAAGCGAAGGAACUGACAGAAUCAUCCGCUUCAGCGCCAGUUGGACUUCAAAACACAACUCCUUGCGCGCCACAGUGCUCAGAUAGACAAGAACUCGCUACAAGUGAUCCGUUCAGCAUAGACACCAAUUCACCACCUCCAUGCAUCGAUGCAUGCAUGCCAAACUGCGAAGCUCAGUGUAUUUUGAAUCAGCAACAAAUCCUUGAACAGUCUGUCAGUGAAGAACAAUUAAUUUCCGCAGAGUCCUCAACUUCAGCGAUUGAAUACUCGAGCUCUUCGGGUACGUCAGAGCAACCGCAACUUGAAGUACAGUACUCAACAAUGUCAACAUCAACACCUGCUCCAUCUGAACCACUUUGCGAAGUUGGAUGUCAGCCAACAUGCACACAAUGCAGUCAACAGCCGCAAGGAUUCUCAAUUCCACCACUCCAAGUUGAAAUCAUUAUGGAAGAUAUCACUGAGGUAUGA
Necator americanus (New World hookworm) is the source of this 3447-nucleotide messenger RNA. RefSeq lists its product as uncharacterized. The transcript has 18 exons. Gene Ontology annotation, molecular function: RNA polymerase II cis-regulatory region sequence-specific DNA binding; DNA-binding transcription factor activity, RNA polymerase II-specific. Gene Ontology annotation, biological process: regulation of transcription by RNA polymerase II. NCBI's taxonomy places the organism in Eukaryota, Metazoa, Nematoda, Chromadorea, Rhabditida, Ancylostomatidae. Bases 1 to 3447 code for a protein of 1148 amino acids. The record is from RefSeq and is a predicted model, not a curated record. Gene Ontology annotation, cellular component: nucleus.